AUGUGUAGACUUGGAGUUCAAACAUCUGAUUGGAUAAGGUAACAUCUUUGACUUUGAUUCAGCUUUCUAAGUUGUUUUGUUACAUCAUGACUUUUCCUGAUAAUUUUUUUGUGCAGUGUGGAUGACUGGGAGAGUAAGCAGGCUGGUUGGACACAGACAGCCAAAGUUUUGAAACAUUUUGCUGAAGAUGUUGUUACUAAAUUUCCAGGUAAUUUACAGUGUGCUGUCAUAUAGUAUACUGACCUGGUAGAGAGAAAAUUGACACUGAUAACUAGCAAAUGAAAGAAAACUUUUUUUGCACUUUCUCUGGUACUUAAAUCAGUACUCUGAGCCACAGGUUUUAAUGUUUGGGUAGAAUUUAUUAAUUAAGGUGAUGAGGAGGAAAUGAUUGAAAGCCACUGUAAAUUGCUGGCUGGUUUUUUUUUCUCAUGGGAACAGAGUUUGCUCAUAGAUCUUAUCGAACUCAGCCAUUGCUUGAGAUUUGAAUCCAAGGGAAAGAAGCAAUAGCUGUAAAACUUUGUAGAAUGAAGCUUCUAGUGUACUAGGAGUAUGGCUGGUUGUCCUUGCAAUGGUAGUCCUUCACAGGUUCCCUGCCAGUAUUUUAUAAGGUUUCCUUGAUGAUUCCUUUGUGAUUCCAUUGUACCCUUGGGUGGAUAGAGCACAGUAAGGGUAAAUAGUCUUGACUAAGAAUACAAUGAUCCUGGCUAGGUUUUGAACUCAGAUAUUUUGGUUCAGAGUUUAGUGUGUUACUCAUUAGAUGUACAUCAUGUCUUCAGCUUCCUACGCAGACACUUAAUGGGUCUUGUCACACUUUUUGUAAACUAAGAGAGGAAUCAUGAAAAAGCCCCUAAGAAUGUCAGUGUGAGAGGCUUCUUUAUCUCUCACACGAGUUUAAACAACCAGGUUAAUUAAACAAUAGAACAAGACUACUUUUCUAAACUUCCAAAUCUCAGACCACUCAAAAUAAUUUUUAUUUUUGUGAAAAAGAUUUUUUUUCCCUCUAGGGUCCAGUCCCCCUACGGUGAAGUUACUUUGUGGAGCUGAUCUGUUGGAAUCAUUUGCUGUACCCAAUCUUUGGGCAGAUGAAGAUGUAAGUAGUAGAAAUCCACAUUAAGUAUUUGAUUUGGUUUAGGGAACCAUAGUGCAAAUAAUUUUUCAUAAUAAGCUGAAUAGAAUUUUGAAAAUUAUAGCAUUGUUAUUGAAACAAACUUUUCAGAGAUAAGACUGUUUUUACAAUGUUGAACUCAACCAUUUAAUCUGUUGAUUCAGAGGCACUCUUUCAGGUGUUCUCAUUUUUCUGUUCUGUUCGUAAAGAAACAUCCUAGAGAAGGCUGUUUUGAGUGGUAAUUAAUACACUUGGCACCCAAGUGAGAUUGGGUAGAUAUUUCUUAUGCAGGUAAUUGUGAAUGGGGUAAUUAUUGAACCUUUUCCAUUGAAUUGGAAGGAUGACUCUGAGGCAAAAGGUGGUGGAUGGCCAAGCAACUUCAAUAUUUCCUAUUUUUGUGAACAUUUUAAACCUUCCUUGAUUGAUAAUUUGACAAGUGAUAGUUACUAUUAUAUAAAUAAAUGUCUAGACAUAUGUUUUGCUUCUCAUGGUGAGCAGAUAGAAGAAAUUGUGGGGAAACAUGGUCUUGUUGUCAUAUCACGAGUGGGAUCCAACCCGGAAUCUUUUAUCUAUGAGUCAGAUGUCCUGACAAAAUACAUUGUAAGUUUAUAUCAACUUUGUCAAUUUCAGUGAUAUAAAUAUUUCAGUCUAGAAGGUAAUUUUUCACUCAUUAUAGCAUUAACCAAAGAAAAGAUGUGCAUAUGCUUUGUGGUUAUAGAACUUUUCAUUAUUGAUUUCCGUAAUUAGUGGAUAUGUUACUUGUGGCAGAAAUCUGUGAAAGGGGCUUCUUAUUUAUGAUUUCUUGUCUGGUAUAUAAACAGAAAGUGUGAUAUACUUUAAUAUUCUUUUUCAUGCUCAAUAGAAUAAUAUUCACAUUGUCACCGAGUGGAUAUCAAAUGAUGUUAGUGCAACAAAAAUAAGGUAAAAUUAAUUUAUUGAUUCUGUUAACUUAGUGAGGCAAGGAUGGCUUUGUGACUAGUUUACUUGACUAGUAAAAUAACAUGAAUUGUGGCAACUUCAAGGCUGACAUUUAAAAUCUGUAAUCCAACAUCAUUACAGCAUUAAGCACACAGAGGCAAAUCUUUUUUUCUGAGUGAAAUCCAGUUUUGGCAAUUAUUCUGAUUCUCUUGGGAAAAUGUUUACCCUCAAAAACUAGUCUUUUUAUUCCAGUUAACUAAGGCAACCACUGAAAAAAUAGUUGAAGUAUAUUUUUUUCAUGUAAACUCAUUAACCUCAAUCUUAUGCAGAUAUGAAAAUAGUCAUUUCCUACUUCUGCAACUGUAAAUUCAUGAAAAGAAAUUAUUUAAUCCUCUACAUCCUGAUGUCAGUAUGCGUAUUCUGCACACUGUUUCCUUUCAUUUGCUAAGGAGCUGAAAAGGGGAAUUUGUUUAACAGUCAACAACUUCUGUUGGUGAUCAUUUCCUUUGAUUUCAUGACCUUCAUGUUUCAUUCUGGGAUGACAUUUUAGGGAGAAAUUAGAUGUUUGUCACUCUUAGGGGGAAAAUAACUUAAGGGUUGAUAAAAACAAUACAUGCUUAUUAAAAUAAUUGUUGUUCCUCUCAGGAGAGCUUUAAGAAGAAGUGAAAGUGUCAAGUAUUUGAUUCCAGAUCCUGUUAUUGACUACAUAAAGGAAAACAAGCUGUAUUUUCCAACAAAGUAGCAAGAAGAUUGAAGAUAGGAGUUAGUAACAUUACUUUCAACUCAACAGAGAUCAGUGAGUCAGAGCAUCAAAAAAAUUAAUACUUGUAUUUUAUUUAGGAUAGGAUGUACAGUGAAAUGCAUGUGGAUUUUUUCUUCAAUGGAAGUACAAACAAAUUAGAUACCAGGAAGCCUGAUGUAGUAGCACACAUCAGCUCCAAGAAAUGUCAGUUAUAUUCAUGAAAUCAGAGUCAGUCAGUGGAGUAGAGCAAAUAAGUAUAACCUUGGGUUCCAGCAUUUUUUCUGAAUGUAAAAACUGGGACAGAGAUUGAAUCAUUUUACAUGAGAUAUGAGAUAGGUGUACUUCUUUAUUAAAAUAAUAUUUGUAAACAAGACUUUUUAAUUUAUUUUUGGUUUCUCCAGGGUAAAUAGAGAAAAGAGCUUAGUUUG
This is a messenger RNA of Pocillopora meandrina, 3193 nucleotides long. The record is from the annotation of a GenBank genome assembly. NCBI's taxonomy places the organism in Eukaryota, Metazoa, Cnidaria, Anthozoa, Scleractinia, Pocilloporidae.